GCAGAGGCGCAUGAUGCGGGCGAGGGCAAAACCCGUCCUCGGAUUUCAUUAACGGCAGAGGACUGAGAGAGAUGGGCGUGACAACGGAGUGUCUGGACUAGAUUGAAACACUCUUCUCCUGGAUUAAGAUCCGCGCUGUUUUCCGUAUAACUGAUGAUAACGGAGUGUGGCAAUGCAAACCACACGACGUGAUGCGCGUGCCGUCCAGUUUAACACAGCGAGUGAUGAAUUAACAGCACGACGCCCUAUUUUAAGGCCACACGGGGAUUGACAAGGCAAGGAUAUUCAAGGCAGUGGUCUGUAACAUCAUCAGUGCUGUGAGUGGUUCUUGUGGAUAUGGUUUUGGAAGGGAGCUCUGAAGCUCUUUGCCCUCCUCCAUCCCUGGAGCUGCGCCCAUCAUGCAACAAGAACCAGCCUUCUCCUCCUCUGGGCUCAGGAUCUCAGUCCCAUGAUGCUCUCUGCCCUGAGGACAAGGAGCCCAUCAAGUACGGGGAGCUGAUUGUACUCGGGCAUAAUGGUUCGCUAGCUAGCGGGGACAAGGGCCGCAGGAGAAGUCGGCUGGCCCUUUACAAACGGCCCAAAGCCAAUGGCGUCAGACCUGAUGUCAUCCACAAUGUCUCCACACCCCUGGUGUCGAAGGCCCUAAGCAACAAAAGCCAGCACAGCAUAUCCUACACACUGUCCCGGAGUCAUUCUGUUAUAGUGGAAUAUACACAUGACCCCAACACCGACAUGUUUCAGAUCGGCCGUUCUACAGAGAGCAUGAUAGACUUUGUGGUGACCGACACAGCGAGCAGUGGUGGUGGAGGACAGGGGCAGGGGGGUGCAAAUGGAGAGGGAGGACAGUCGGCCCAGAGCACCAUCUCCCGCUACGCUUGCCGCAUCAUGUGUGAGCGUAGUGCUCCCUACACAGCACGGAUAUAUGCAGCGGGCUUUGACUCUUCCAAAAACAUCUUCCUCGGGGAGCGAGCUGCUAAAUGGAGGACCUCAGAUGGUCUAAUGGAUGGACUAACGACCAAUGGGGUGCUGGUGAUGCACCCGGCAGGAGAGUUUGUAUCUGAACCUGCUCCAGGGGUGUGGAGGGAGAUCUCAGUAUGUGGGAAUGUUUUUGCCCUUCGAGAGACACGGUCCGCCCAGCAGAGAGGAAAACUGGUAGAGAACGAAUCAAACAUGCUUCAGGAUGGUUCUCUCAUCGACCUCUGCGGGGCCACUCUGCUUUGGCGAACCCCCAGCGGUCUUCGUCACACCCCGACUCUAAAACAGCUUGAGUCUCUUCGCCAGGAACUAAAUGCUGCCCGUCCCCAGUGCCCCGUGGGUUUCAACACGCUCGCCUUCCCCAGCCUGGCACAGCGCGCCACCAUUGACAAGAAACAGCCCUGGGUCUAUAUGAACUGCGGCCAUGUGCACGGCUACCACAACUGGGGAUAUCGUAAGGAGAAAGCGGGAUCAUCUGCGAUGGCAUUAACUGGGGGUGGAGGCACAGCUCCGGCUACCACAGGAGAGAGAGAGUGUCCCAUGUGCAGAGGGGUGGGCCCUUAUGUGCCCCUCUGGCUCGGAUGCGAAGGGGGCCUGUAUCUGGACGCGGGGCCACCGACACAUGCAUUCUGCCCUUGCGGUCACGUGUGCUCAGAAAAGACAGUGCAAGGCUGGAGUCAGAUCCCAUUGCCGCACGGAACGCAUGCCUUCCACGCUGCUUGUCCUUUCUGUGGAACAUGGCUUACUGGGGAACAAGGCCACAUCAAACUCAUCUUUCAAGGACCGGUCGACUGAGAGGAACAGCUACCGCACAUAAAGCAAGAUGUUGAGACUGAAUAACAGUAACGGAGAGUUUGCAUUGUGGAGGACAGACACAAAAUUAAGAACCUGUGAAUAAGGCAAGGAUGACAAAAAGGGAAUAUACUUUAUGUAAUGCAGAAUGUGUAAAUAAAAGUGAUGAAAUAAAAGUUGAAAACAUG
Carassius auratus (goldfish) is the source of this 1955-nucleotide messenger RNA. RefSeq names its product E3 ubiquitin-protein ligase pellino homolog 1-like. Gene Ontology annotation, biological process: regulation of Toll signaling pathway; protein K63-linked ubiquitination. The transcript is spliced from 7 exons. NCBI's taxonomy places the organism in Eukaryota, Metazoa, Chordata, Actinopteri, Cypriniformes, Cyprinidae. Bases 337 to 1770 code for a protein of 477 amino acids. The record is from RefSeq and is a predicted model, not a curated record. Gene Ontology annotation, molecular function: protein binding; ubiquitin protein ligase activity.